ACGUCGCCGCGAAUGGUCGAGGUUUUCCCGGGUGUGCCAACAAGGACGGGUUUUGGAACCGGUAUGGAUUUUAAGUAGCAAACAAGUGAUAGACAGUUCGAUUUGCGAGAUAAGAUUGUGAGAUAGUAAGAGAUUAUGAGAAUAUUUUCUUCGCCAUGCUUGCCGCUUGAAUCUGGAUAUUCUCUGAUUUGGUAAAGUGACGUUUGUUCAAUCAUUUGCUUUGUGGUAUAUUUGUGUAAGUUCGUGAGCGAAUAAGUAUUGGUGCAAGCUAGCAGAUGCUGGAGAGGCUUCUCGCAGCAUCAUCGUCGACAAUAGAGCCAGUAGUGUCAUCAUUAGAAAACGUCAUUCUCGGGCUUGUUGGCGACGAAUAGUAGAUUGUGAGAGUGCUCCCCUCGACAAGGAUGGUUGUCGUAUAGAAGUUCGUGAGUGAAAAUGUAGAAGAAAAACAUCAAUUAUUAAUUUGGUGUUAGAAUUUUUGGGCCAAUGAUAGGCAGUUCAUUUUUUGUUAAUGUGUUCCACAGUUUGUUCCCCUCAAACACCAACUGCUGAUAGCCUAUGAAGCAUCGCUGGGCAUCGAAUCUUGAGAAAAAAUUCGACCCUUAUUAUUACUGGAUUACCAAUAGUUUAUUUACUAAAAAGCUGGUGCGUCAGCAAAGUGCCUACCUGUUUUUUUUUAAUCGGAAUGAAUUACGUUCGAUAGCAUAGAUAUUCGAAUCUAGUAAGCAGCAGGAAUACACCACUAACCCAGAUCCUUCACCAGGAAACAGUUACGGAUACAUUGAAGCAAAACGGUAGAACCUAGAGGGAGAGUGCGAGUGAUGAGUGUUUCUUAGGCAAGAAAAAAAAUCUAAACAUGAUGACAGUGAAUUGUGAAGUUUGUAAAUAACAAAAGAUAUGGUACUCAGCAUCUCGCUGCAUGUGGCCAGCAAUGGCAAGUGAGGUAAAAAAUCAAUUCUUUGGGUACAACCGUAACCAUCUCCACUGGAAGAUACUGUGACGUGGAUAUAGUCCUAGGAGAAGUACGAGUAAAGGACACGUACCAGCGCACAAAACCCUGAACAGCAUAAAUACGGUAAACCACUCGCGAUGUUUCCGCCACUUUUCAUGCGAAAGGAGAACAAUAGCUUGUCGACGGCAGACGGCGCAGGAUUUACCUCGUUCAAGUGAUUGACGAAGAAGCGAAACCGACGCGUUGUUGGUCUGAGUGUGUAUGUGUGUUUGUGUGUGUUAGUGACAGAAAGACGCAGAGGGAAACUCAAUUUUCCGGAGCCUAGAGUGCAGAACCGGAAAGCGAAGAGAAAGCGGCCGACGAAAAGUGUGCGUGCUUUUGUGUUUUCCAUUUACCCUCUAAUGGUGUGAAGUUGCGCCGUUCUGCAGAAGCCAACAGCAAAACAGAUAGUCACGGUGUUUGUCGACUGUGUCCUGGAGAAUGCUCCUCUAGUCUAACGGAGCGGCGUGAAACACAGUGUGCGAUAUUAAGUAGGAAACAAGCGGAGGAUGGUAAUCGUUUAAGUGGAUUUAUUAUGAUUUAAAUAGAGGAUUAUCAAAAGGAGACGAUAUAAAAGAUGAACAUGAAAGCAAUACACUGUUCUCUGCUGGCGGCACUGGCACUGAAGCUGGCCGGGCUCUGCUACAGUUGCAAGAUUUCCGAAUUUCCGUGCAAGGGCGGAGCCUUCUGCGUACCGUUGGAUAAAUUCUGCGACGGAAAGGACGACUGCGGAGAUGCCAGCGAUGAGCCGAAGAUGUGUACCGUUUGCAACCGGACGUACUACGGCGAUAUCGGACGAACGUACUCUCUAGCAGUCCCCCCGCCACAGUGGAAUCGACUACCGUUUCUGUGCCAUCUAACAUUUACAGCAUCCGGUAACGAGCAAGGUGACAUCGUGCAGAUAAUAUUCGAUAAAUUCACCGUGGGCCGUUUCGACGAGGGGCUUAUCGAUCCGGACAUGGACUCGAGCGACACCAGCCUGACCAGUGGCGGUGACCUGCCGGGCUGCCCGGAGGGUUUCAUGCAGCUGAGCGAAUUAGGUCGUCCUUUUACCGGUGGUUCCUGGUGCGGCAAAGCGUCCGGCCAUCAGCUCUAUUUCAGCGAAACGGCAACGGUGACAGCAUCUGUCAAGGUUUUCCAUGCACCAAUGCAGACCGGAACGCCGUUCGAGUUUCGCAUCCGGUACAAAUUCAUAAGUCAAUCAGACGCCAUUGUCAGGUACGGUGCCCCGAACGAGCUGUUGGAGUUGGGCCGCGUCACACCUGGAACCUACUGUACCCGACAGUACGACGAGUGUUAUAGGAAAAAAUGUCGACUACAAAGUCCAAACUAUCCGGGAAUGUAUCCACGGAACGUGACCUGCUAUUGGACAAUCCGACAGAAGGUGGUACCCACCUGUAAGCAUGCGAUGGUCUCCAUCAGCCAGGAGAAUGAACACAAGGCACUGGUGAAAAGGUCAAUCGCCAGUCUGAACAAGACGUCCCGAGCGGUCCGAGCGUGGUCUGAUUGCACCGGGGAACGUGACCACUUGAUCUUUUACGAUGGCAGCAGCACUAACGAUCCGGUGCUGGCCAAGUACUGCGGCGGUGAUUGGCUACCGAAGGUCAUUUCCAGGGGCCCCGAGAUGCUGAUUGCGUUCCACUCGAGUCCAUUCUCCGCGCCGUUACAGUCGGGCCAAUCGAACCGAGGCUUCGAGCUGGAUGUCGACAUCCUGUUUGCUGAUUCUGAUUCGUACGAUUUCGCCCAGGGCAGCAAGUGCGAGUUUCACAUCAAUGCAUCCAAUCCAGAUGAAGUCCUGUACUCUCGUCGCGGUCGCAUGGGACACAUGCUCAGCCCACGACACACACUGCCACCGAACACCACCUGCACCUACUACUUCCACGGAGUUCCCACUGACCUGGUGUGGAUUUCAUUCACCAACUAUCACCUACAGAUUCUACAACCCAGUACGGGCAGCGAUAACGGCACCCUCGGAAAGAACGAGUCUCCCUUACCCUGGUUAACUCGGUUGCGCGUGUGGGACAGCAUCGGAACGUACGUGCCCCUUAAAACGACAUCCCCUGCAUCCAUCAUCACCACGUCAGCCACUUCGCAAGCCACCUCGACUUCCUCUAGCUCCUUUGGGAGCUCAUCCGGUACGCCGGGUGUCACAAUGUCAGGUUUUAGUAGCACCACUGCGCUGUACCAACAAAUGAUGAACCGAACCGUUAGUACCUACUAUGGAACAGCAAAUCAAAACGGAAAGAGCCUAAAAAUAAACGUCGACAACGUAUGGAAUCCGGUGGAUCAGUACAUCUACGGUCCAACGGUAAACAGCAUUUUUAAUCAAGCACAGCCACAACCUGGACAUCAGUCGACUAGCUUCGGAGGAGACAAAGGUUUAGUGUUCGGAGUAGGAAUGGGUCUACCGGAAAAGAUGCCCAAGUAUUCGUCGGGUAGUGGGAAAGGUUCUAAAGAAGGUUCGCGACACGGCAAGGAGAGUGCCAACGAAGUGAUGAAGGAUCAUGGCGGCCGUAGGGAGAAAUCCACGAGAACCAAUCGUCGCAUGGUGGCCGAGUUCUACGAUAAUGACUCUCCCAAGCUGUGCGACCACGUCUCGAUGGAAACGAAGAACGAUCGAAUGCGACCGUGCACUCCACUGGAGAGUUAUGUUAGCACCGGAAAUGAUUUGAAAAUCGAAUUUCACACGAUGACGGGAACUUCGUUGUUUCCGUCCAGCUUUGGAAUCAAGUAUGAGUUUGUGGAUACUGAACUAGGUGGGGAGCCCUAUCUGGGUCAGAAAGGCGAAGAGGUCCCCUUGUUAUGUUCAAGAGUUUUUCGCAAACGCAAGGGUGACUUUCAAUCGCCGCGUAAUGUGUUUCUACACGGACGGGGAGGAGCGAAGAACAUUUCUUGUCUGUAUCGGUUCGAAGCUUCCGUUGGCGAAAGGGUACGCAUCGAGUUGUACAAUGUUUCGUUCGGAGAAUCAGCGGCAUGCGUUACCGAAUCCGACGGUCACACGGGUCGGGCGCGGUGUGCUCCAGCGGAUAGCGACUCCGAUACGGGAAGGGUUGGGGAACUCCGCAUAUUCGAUGUUCCUUACAAGGACGUGAAAAUCCCGUUGGGUUGUUUUUGCGAUAAUACCACUGGCUCUUACAAUUCACCGUUAACUUUUAUUUCGAACUCCCGCACAUUGGAAUUGACCUUCGUGGUAACGCGGCUUAAUAUUUCCGAAGACUUUGCCGAUGUAUAUUUUCAUGCUUCGUACGACUUUAUUCGUGUACCCGAGUGUCGCAAGCGACUGAAACUGCGAGGUUCCGGUGGAGAGGAUGAGGUGAGCUAUCCGUUGCGGUCACACGAAGCCAGCUGCGAUGGUUUACCGUGGUUCAUCGAAGCCCAACAACAGGAUCGCAGUUUAUUCGUUCGUACGUGGGGUAGUUUUCUGUCUAUUGAUCCAACAGUACAGGAGGACUUCGCGAAAUGUAACACUCGAAAUCGGCUGCUGGUGUAUAGCGGGAAGCCGAUGCGGGUUAUGAGGGUCAUCUGCCCUUCGCCUCCGUCCAGUCGAUCAGCUGCGUUGCACAUCUUUUCCGAGGACUGGAUGAGCAGUCAACCGUUUCUCAGUUUGGAUAGGCCGGUUAGUAUGGUGCUGGAACCCGUUCACAAGGAGCCGGGAAGCAUCGCCUUCUCUUGGCUGGAGAUACAACGCACGAAGGCCUCACUGAUUCAGCAGCUGGAUCUACAAACAAACUUCACUGCCAAUGAUACUCUGGUCGAAUUUGGCCUGUAUCCGAGGGAAUCCGAGUGUGAACAUCGGUGUCCCGAGCUGGACGCCUGUAUUGGCAGUGUGCUGUGGUGUGACGGUCGUCCGAACUGCCCAUCCGGGUUCGACGAAAGUGAACAGGAGUGCGGCAGCCGGCUGAUAGAGCUUCCCGGCGGAAUGUUCGCUGCAUUCGGUUGCCUCGCAGCGGCCCUGUGCGCCUGUCUCAUCUUCUGCGCCCUGGCCAUGGUCAAGAAACGCCGAAAGUCCAACGAGAAGCUGAAAACGGCUCCCACCUCCCUCAACGGUACCCUCUCGAAGAAGGACUACAAGAAGGAACCGUUGUUCUUCGAUCCGGACUCCUGACACGGACUGCAACCGGUCGAAUACAUCCACGUCGACCGGGAGACGACCGUGUGACAUGUUGUCUACGUCGACAUGGACGACCUUGCGUACUGCUAAACGCACCACCCAUCCGACACACACAUUCGCCAAAUGCAGCGCGCUCUCACCAGCGCGUAAGACCGAGAGCAACUUUUUCAGGUGGGUAAAUUCGAUAGAGACGUAUUUAAAACCGCAAGUGAUUAGCGUAAUGUUAUUGAUUUAACAAAAAAAGCAAACAAACGUUAGGGACAAAAACUGCCCUUAGAAAUUUUCGAUUCGGCGCUCAAAACAACAAAAACAACACUGUAGCAAAAAAAAGAGACAGAGAAUUUGCACUCUUUCUGCAACCUAAAAGGGGACUUGAUAAACAAAGUAUUAUAGAGCUCUUUUUAAAUAUUUGUAAGAUUUUUAUUCUACAAAAAUCUUGUGAUUCGAUCUUAGUUUUCUAUUAUCGUCAGAAUACUUUCCGGUUGGCCAAGAAUUGAUUCGAAAAUAAAAGCAGUGUUUUUCCGCAGGAGAAAAAUGCCAAAUGGAACGAACGGUGUUAAGAAAGCUCGACCAUGAGCGUAUAAAAAACCCGGUGUAGUUAUGCUGUGUAGAGAAAGAAAGUCACUAUUCGAACUUAAGAGAAUGUAUCCUAAUACGCAAAUACGGAAAAGAGAAAGAAGAAAAAACUAGCCAAAUAUUUUUCACGAAAGAAUCGUUAUACUUAUUACUAAAGAUAAACUAAACUAUAAGCAGAAGAGAGAAAGCAAAUACGGAGGAAGGAGAUGCAGAAAAAAAAACUAAACUUCUAUCGUAAGAUGUUACCAAUCGUAGAAAAGGGAGAAGAGAAAAAAGAGGUUCUAAACUUCAACAGCAGGAUAUACACACACACACUACAUGGUAGAAAUCUUGGAGCACACCUUUAGGUUUUCCGUUACCCAAAUGUUACCGAGCUCUUGUUUCGUGUUACCUGUAGACAUGGCCGGGGUCGGGUCGAGCUGGAGGCCGGUUUGUGGUAACCUAGCGGUUUUUUUGCAUAACUAGCUUUUCUGAUAACCGACUGACUUAUUGGUAUUUAUUGACGAAACUAAAUCAAGUCCAAUUUUUUUCUAAUAAAAAAAAAUACAAGAAGGGAAUUUAAAAAAACUUUAAUAUUUAAAUAGUAUCCAUGUUCUAAUUUCCGGAAUUCAUAUUCAUUAAAUCGCUCGUCUAGGAUUAAUAUAUACUACGUUUUCUUCAGUUCUGAAGUUAGCUCUAGUGUUAUAUUUUCUAUUUAUCAUCUGACACAAAAUUUUCGAUGGCGACAUUUGUUCUAUUUGCAUUUGUAUUUAGAAAUAUUUGCUCUAUAAUAUUACUCGAACUCAGUCACGUGACAACAUUACUAGCUCGAAUGACCAAAACUAAAAGCUUCCACCACAAAUUGGGCUUCUCUCAAAACGACAACCGACCUUCACUGUAAAUAUUAUCAUUACCAAAAAGAAACCGAUUGUAUAUAUUAGUAAUCCCACUAGCAAAAAAAAAGAAAGACAAAUGGCAACGCGCUGUCCAAACACCAACCAAACUGUCCUUCGUCUUAGUUGCUCUAGCCUUCGCGUCGGCAGUAAAGAAGUCCGAAUCCAUUCAUAACUCAUUCUCCCGUACAGUCGGAGUCGAUUCACACUGGCUUCAGGCGGCCAAUCGAUGUGUUGUAAGCGGAUUUAAAUUCCACUGAAGAAAUAAGCAAACAAACAAAAAACUAUAGCGCAGUUCUCGAGCUGCAACCAAAGCAAAUUAAAACUCAUAGCGAUAAAAUGAUACACACAAAAAAAAAGAAAUAUUUUUCUAUUAGCACAUUUAACACACCUGCAAAGGCAAAUGCAUUACAGCCGAACCUUGAUGUACAGCAGAAUUGUGCGAGAAGAGAACAGAAUGGGGGUGAAAGACCGUGUAUUUGUUGUAAAAGGCGCAAGGUACGAUUGUAAAACUAUAAAAGACUUGAAGUAGAAUUCUGUAGGCAAACAAAUAACCGAAAAUAUUUUCAGCCAGAAAGUCGUCCUUUGUAGGAUGUGUCCAAUCAAAACUAGAAGCCGCAGUUUUCGAAUGGUGUUUUUGGCGCUGCGGGAAAAAAGAGUUUUGAAAAAGAACAAAAAACUCUCAAAUCAACUACUUCGUGGUGUGAACGAAACGAGAAAAGUGAAGCAAAUCGCAAAAGGAGUCUGCAAAUACGAAAGAACUACUAAAUACUUGAAAAUAAACAUAAAAAAAAUACUGCACACAAUCUUUCCAGGCACAAAAAAUACACACACAAAAACAUAAGUAACAUAAAGAAUCACAGCUGGAAUAAUUGAUAUUAAGAUUAUGAACAAGAAUUAAACAAAAAAAAAUGAAUGAAAAUGAUAAAACUCUACCCUUAAUAGACACUAUGUGACAAAGGAUGGCAAACCAGUUAUAAACCAGUGAUCCAGCUGAGCAGGAUACGUUACAAAAACUCACUCUUUCUCUCUCUUACUCUAAGUUCUCAAUCAAAAAUGGUUGAACUGAUAGUUACUAGUAUUUAUUCAAAUUUUUCGAACGAAUAGCUAAUACUUUUUUCCAAAUGCACUCACACGAACGUGGCACGAAAAAAGAAGAAAAAAAAAACAAAACAAACUAUGCUGCCAUCUUGGAACAGUAACGAUCGGAGUGUUAUUUUCCGUUUUAUAUUGGUACUGGAAAUCUGCCGUUGUUCUACACUGCUAAAUGGUUUAUAUAAGAAUUUUGUUGAUCGUAUUGACUACUUUCGAUAUGGAAAAGAGAAGAAGAAAAAACUAAGCUAAAACUUACUUUGUAAAUGGAUGACAGGUGCCGACAGUAAUAAAAAGUGAUUUCUUAUAAAACUA
Wyeomyia smithii (pitcher-plant mosquito) is the source of this 7954-nucleotide messenger RNA. RefSeq lists its product as uncharacterized. Gene Ontology annotation, cellular component: plasma membrane. Gene Ontology annotation, molecular function: protein binding. The record is from RefSeq and is a predicted model, not a curated record. NCBI's taxonomy places the organism in Eukaryota, Metazoa, Arthropoda, Insecta, Diptera, Culicidae. The coding region runs from base 1566 to 5093 and encodes 1175 amino acids. The transcript has 16 exons.